AUGGCCGCCGCGCUCUCAGAACGCCAACAGGACGACCUACACAAGGCCAUCUUGGAUUAUCUCAGCAGUGCGGGUUUCGAGUCUACGUUUGAGGAGUUCAAGAAGGAGGCGAGCCUGCCCGAUUUCCAGCCUGAUCUCGGGCAAAAGACGAAUGGGCUGCUGGUGAAGAAGUGGACGAGCGUGAUCCGUAUGCAGAAGAAGAUCCUCGACCUCGAGACGCGACUGCAGGAAGCAUUACAUGACAACGCCAAUAUCGCCGCUCUUCCGCCUGGUUCUAGAUCGAGAAACAACCCAGACUGGUUGCCGACAGCUUCGUCCUCACGGCAUACGCUCACGGGCCACCGAGACGCGGUAAACGCCGUCGCGUUUCAUCCUGUAUAUUCAGUGAUGGCGACCGCGAGCGACGACGCGACGUUGAAAGUGUGGGAUUGGGAGACGGGCGAGCUGGAGAGGACGUUGAAGGGACAUACGAAGCGCGUCACGGAUGCGGAGUACGACUCGAAAGGCAAGAGCCUCGUAUCUGCGUCUUAUGAUCUAUUCAUCAAGUUAUGGAACGUCGAGAACGACUACCAGAAUUUUGCGACGUUGCGCGGUCACGAACACUCCGUUUCAUCUGCGCGGUUCUUGCCGGGAGACGAUAAGAUCGUGAGCUCAAGCCGAGAUCAGUCCGUUCGGAUUUGGGAGAUCGCAACGACACACUGUAUCAAGGUCAUCCGGCCUCAUACCGACUGGGUACGAUGCGCGCUUCCGAGCUUGGACGGCAAGUACGUCGUGACGUGCUCAAUGGACCAUACCGCUCGCGUCGUCGAGGUUGGCUCUGGGACGACUAAAGCUGAGUUGCGAGGGCACGACAACGUCGUAGAAGCCGCAGUAUUCGUCCCCCGCGCGUCCGUAGCUGCAUUACGCGAGCUAACAGGCCAGAAGACGGCGGCAAUAGCGGAGACGAUUGCAAUCGCGCAUGUAGUCACUGCAUCGCGCGACAAGACCAUCAAGAUCUGGGAUGCGAUUAGAGGACAGUGCUUGCACACGCUGGUCGGCCACGACGACUGGGUUCGCGGGCUCGUCUUCCAUCCAAACGGAAAAUACCUCCUCUCGUCGUCUGACGACCACACCAUCCGCAUCUGGGAGCUCAAAACCGGGCGCUGCAUCCGCAAAAUCGAGGCGCACGAGCGUUUCGUGUCGUGCCUGUCCUGGGGCCGACAAACGCUCUCCAGCUCGGGCGAGGGCAGCGAUGGGCCUGCGCUUAUGAAUGUCAUCGCCAGCGGGAGCUCGGACCAGACUGUGAAGGCCGGUGUUCGGUUGGUCGAGGCACACUCUCCGCCCCAGUUUUAG
Peniophora sp. CBMAI 1063 is the source of this 1332-nucleotide messenger RNA. Lineage: Eukaryota; Fungi; Basidiomycota; Agaricomycetes; Russulales; Peniophoraceae. The record is from the annotation of a GenBank genome assembly.